This is a messenger RNA of Nerophis lumbriciformis (worm pipefish), 1167 nucleotides long. Lineage: Eukaryota; Metazoa; Chordata; Actinopteri; Syngnathiformes; Syngnathidae. The record is from RefSeq and is a predicted model, not a curated record.
GAUGGUACGUUGCGAGUGGACUGGAGCCCGCCAAGCUCCCGGUCCGACCUUACACUAUUGGGGAGCACACAAACCUGCCUGGUGCGCAGACUGAUUCUGACAGCACCUUUGGGUGCACUGGACUUCAGCCAGGUGAAUGUUGAUGACACCAUUGAAAUGUUGCCAAAAUCAAGGCGAGCUUUGACUAUUCAAGAGAUAGCCGCGUUGGCGCGAUCCUCCCUGCAUGGUAUUUCCCAGGUCGUGAAGGACCAUGUGACAAAGCCAACAGCCAUGGCACAGGGCAGAGUUGCCCACCUCAUCGAGUGGAAGGGGUGGUGCAAGCCAAUAGAAACACCAGCCCUGGAAUCAGACUUUAAUUCUUACUCUGACCUCACGGAAGGAGAGCAGGAGGCACGCUUCGCUGCUGGUGUUGCGGAACAGUUCGCCAUAGCCGAGGCUAAACUGAGGGCUUGGUCGUCAGUCGAUGGAGAUGAUUCCAACGAUGACUCAUACGAUGAAGACUUUCUGCCUGUGAACGAGCCCGCAACACAGAGCACAGAUGUGCCAUCAUAUCCUACGUACUUAAAGGAGUUGAUCCACAGCCAGCUUUGUCAACACCUGGGCCUAGGUGGGCCAUGCUGCGAGGGAGGGGGCGGAGGAGACAGAGAGGGAGGGGGCAGCGGGGAGCCGUCCCCUACGGGGGGCUCGCCAGACACUCUGUGCUCCAGCCUGUGCAGCCUGGAUGAACACCACCCGCUUCUGCGUGACCUCAGUGGCCAACACGGAGGCCACGGCAAUGCCGCUGAGCUCGCCGCCAAAAUUCUCUCAGCUCUGCAGGGAGGGGAGGAGCUUCUGAUGGCUCGACUUCAGAGGGUAGGGCAGACGGGGCCCGGUGGGAGGGACUGCGGCUUCCGUACCUUUAGGAGCAGGGGGCCUCAUGGGGGUCAGGACUCUCCCGCGUAUUCUGGGUCUUACUCUGAGACAUACCUGUCCCCCGGGGAGGAUGACGACACCCCAUGUAAGGACUACGAGGCCACCUUGUGCCCACCGGAGGCCAACGGGGAGGAGUGCCUGUCAGAUUACGAGCCUCGAAGGAGAAUGUCUGACGUGGCCUCCUCAGGGAUCGUUUCGCUCGACGAGGAUGAAGAGGGGGACGAAACAGUUCAGGGCGAGUCAAACGACCAAUGA